AAAAAUCUCCCCUGACGACGUUCCAAUGGGCAGCGCGCUCGGAAAAUGAUAUCCAGCGUUCCAAUGGGGAAGUGGACUGUCCCGAUUGAUCCCGGAUGCCGUCGGAGAUGGCCGUGCAGUACUGAACAGCCGCUGCUUCUUGCUCAGUGAGGCCGCCCGGGAGACCUUGCUGGCCGGCCGCCCGCCCGCCCUUAUAGGGGCUCUUCAGGCACCAGCAGCCGCUGCUGCAACACUACUACCAGGCGGAGAGGCAAGCGGUUCCGGCAACAACGGUAGCCGCGCCGCCACUCCUGAGUUUGCAGCGUGGUGGGCAGCUCUCGCCAUGAGCCAUCCGCAAGCAGUGGCGUUUGCUACUCCAGCAGCACCGCCCCCCUCCUCCAAGCGGCUCCUCCUGGUCUCUCCCCCUGGCAUCUGAGGCAGCUCUCAGUGCAAGUUCUGCGCCUCUGCUUCUUAAUUUUUUAAUUAAUUACUUCCUUUCCCUGCCUCCAGGGGCCCUGAGAAACUGGCACCCAGGGGAUCGAAAUAAAGACUGAUCACUCCGUGGGUGCAUAUUUUAAUGUUGAAUGAACUGCAUAUAUUUUCUAUCUUAAUAUGUGCAUACGUUGAUUUUUGUGUUUUAAACCAUUUGUGAAGGUCGUGGGCAUUUUUCCCCACAAGUGCCUUCUUCCCCCCACCUUUUUUUUUUAAAUUGGUGUGUGUGUGUGUGUGUGUGUGUGUGUGUGGUGGUGCAAAGAUCUCAUUUUGGAGGGGCUCUGGGAAAGCAUGGGGCUGCCUGCCUUGGAAUUUACUGACUGCUGUUUGGACAGCCCUCAGUUCCGAGAGCGGCUGAAGUCUCACGAAGCUGAGUUGGACAAGACCAACAAGUUCAUCAAAGAGCUCAUAAAAGAUGGAAAGUCGCUCAUCGCAGCCCUUAAGAAUCUGUCCUCAGCAAAGCGGAAGUUUGCAGAUUCCUUGAAUGAUUUCAAAUUUCGAUGUAUAGGUGAUGCAGAAACAGAUGAUGAAAUUUGUAUAGCAAAAUCCCUGCAAGAGUUUGCUGCUGUUCUUCGAAAUCUAGAAGAUGAGCGCAUGCGCAUGAUUGAGAAUGCUGGUGAAGUCCUGAUCACACCUCUGGAGAAAUUCCGCAAGGAGCAGAUUGGUGCUGCUAAGGAAGCCAAGAAGAAGUAUGACAAGGAGACGGAGAAAUAUUGUGGUGUGUUAGAAAAGCACUUAAAUCUGUCUUCUAAGAAGAAGGAAUCCCAGCUUCAAGAGGCAGACAGCCAGGUGGACUUGGUUCGACAGCAUUUCUAUGAAGUCUCCCUCGAGUAUGUCUUCAAGGUACAAGAAGUGCAGGAGAGGAAGAUGUUUGAGUUUGUGGAACCUCUGCUGGCGUUUCUGCAAGGGCUUUUCACGUUCUAUCACCAUGGCUAUGAACUUGCAAAAGAUUUCAGUGAUUUCAAGACGGAGCUGACAAUCAGCAUACAAAAUACAAGAAACCGUUUUGAAGGCACACGAUCAGAGGUUGAGUCCUUGAUGAGGAAGAUGAAGGAGAAUCCUCAUGAGCACAAAAACAUCAGUCCUUUCACAAUGGAGGGCUACCUCUAUGUCCAGGAAAAGCGUCACUUUGGGACAUCUUGGGUGAAGCAUUACUGCACAUAUCAGAGUGAUUCUAAGCGAAUAACUAUGGUGCCAUUUGACCAGAAGUCUGGAGGGAAGGGGGGUGAAGAUGAAGCAAUUAUCCUUAAAUCUUGCACACGACGGAAAACUGAUUCCAUAGAGAAGAGAUUUUGCUUUGAUGUAGAAGCGGUGGAUCGGCCUGGAGUGAUUACAAUGCAGGCACUUUCUGAAGAAGACCGAAGGCUGUGGAUGGAGGCAAUGGAUGGCCGGGAACCGGUCUAUAACUCGAAUAAAGACAACCAAAGUGAAGGCACUGCCCAGUUGGAUAAUAUGGGCUUCAGCAUUGUCAAGAAAUGCAUACAUGCUGUUGAAACAAGAGGGAUCAGUGAGCAAGGACUUUAUAGAAUAGUUGGUGUCAACUCCAGAGUUCAAAAGCUAUUGAGUAUUUUAAUGGAUCCCAAAACAGCUGAAACAGAAGAUGAAAUCUGUUCAGAGUGGGAGAUUAAAACUAUCACUAGUGCACUGAAAACAUACUUGAGGAACCCCGCCAUCUCCGGAGAUCAUCGGAACAGAAUGCUCCCUGGGCCACUUAUGAUGUAUCAGUUUCAAAGAAGCUUCAUCAAAGCAGCAAAAUUGGAGAACCAAGAAUCCCGAAUCUCAGAGAUCCAUGGUUUAGUACACAGACUCCCAGAGAAAAACAAACAGAUGCUCCAUUUGCUCAUGAAUCACUUGGCAAAUGUUGCUAAGAACCACAAACAGAACCUAAUGACUGUCGCAAAUCUGGGGGUUGUUUUUGGACCAACAUUAAUGCGACCGCAAGAAGAAACAGUUGCUGCGAUUAUGGACAUCAAGUUCCAGAAUAUUGUGGUUGAGAUCUUAAUAGAAAACCAUGAAAAGAUAUUUAACACCAUUCCAGAUACACCACAGUCAAAUUCGCAGCUACUUUUGUCUCGUAAGAGGAGUACUGAUUCAAAGCCGCCCUCAUGCAGUGAGAGGCCCUUAACGCUCUUCCAUACAGUACAGCCCAGUGAAAAGCAGGAGAACAGAAACAGUAUCAUCAACUCCAGCUUGGAAUCAGUCAUAUCAUCAAACAUCAACAGCUUCCUCCACUCCAACAGCACUCCUCAGUCUAACAUGAACUCAAGUGACCCUGACUUAGAAGUCAUUAAACCAAAGAGGCCAAACUCACUAGUCCCCCCUGCUUCAGCUGAGACCUCUGAAGAUGCACCUACUUCAAACCAAACAUCUGUGGAAGGUGGAAGCGUUGACGAGUGAUGUUGAUCUCAACUGCUUUUGAAGUGGACUUUGCUGGGAACUGUACCGUAUCCAUAAGAAUACUAUGCAUUAUGCCCAGAGAACCUGCAAAAAAACCCACACAAAACAACACACUCUUUCCUUUACGUUUGUUUGUAUCCUCAGCCCCUAACAGGAAUUUUUCUAUUCAGGACCACUGCCAGCCUGGAACAGACUUGUGGUGAUGUUUGGGGCUCACAGGGUGAGAGUGGGGAGUUUCAGAAAGAGAAAAUAGGAAAGGCACAUUUUUCUCUUCCAUGCUCUGGGAAACUUCCCAUGCUCUGCUGUAAAGGGAUCAGACUACUAGCCCCCAAAAUCAGAGUGCUUUAUUGCUAUAUAGUGGGGUGGAAGAGAGGCUUCUAGAGAGUGGAAACUUUUUUUUUUAUUUCCUCCAUCCUGAAUCCCACCUAUAUAGCACAGGGAACAGUGUUCCCUCUAACAGGGAUUCCCAGAUGUUGUAGUCUACAACUCCGAGAAUCCCCAGCUGUAAUGGCUUUUGCUUGGGGACUAUGGGAGUUGUAGUCAACAACAUCUGGGAAUCCAUGUUAGAGGGAACACUGACAGAGAGGGCAUUUUUUUAGCCUUAUAGCAUGCACACACACCCAUUCCUGAUCCCCUGUCAAGGUGAAGGAUACUGUAUUUACCUGAAUACAAGAUGACCCUGAAUUUUAGAUGACCCCUCCUCCAAUUUCUAACAGAAAUUUGAAGAAGAAAAAACACCCUAGACUUUGUCCCCCCUCAUUUUCCUUUUCCUUCAAUUGACAUCUUCACUAUUCCAUAGGUUUCAAAAGCCACUGAGAACAGGCCAUCCUUUGGGUUUCUUUUCUUUUUAAAAAAAUGAAAAAAAAAAUCAGUUUCCUUGAAUUGACAGAUAUUCAAAUAUUCGGAAACAAACAACUUAUUUUUGGAUGGUCUCAUUUUACUGCUAGGCUCCAGUCCAUCCAUGCUCAGUAGUAGCAGAAUAGGGAAUGACACAUUUAUGAAUAAAAUACAACCUUAGAACUUUAGAGGAUUAUGUGGUGUGUGAAGAACAGUAAGAUCUGAGUGGGAAGAGCCCAAAUGGAUGAUUCAGUCCAACUGCCUUCCCUAACCUUGAGGCCUAUUUGGACAAUACUUGUUUGACUGGCCUGCCCACAUGCAAUGAGCACAUGUAUAUGCUAUGAGUAUAUCCAUCCUCCUAGCCCCCUUCUGGUGCACUGGGAUGCUUUCAUCAAUCCUAGAAGGGGUAAGUUAUCCAAACUGCCCCUCCACACACAUUUCAAUAGUGCUUGUAGAAGAGUGGUUCAUAUGAACUCCCCCCACCCACGGCUGCACAAUACAGUUGGGGAAAGAUGCAUCAGAAGGGGGAAAGGACAUCCAUGCACACAGCCUUGUUGCAUGCGAUUGGAUCAGCAAAUGAAGUAUAAUCCAAACUGGCCCUUUGAGGAUCUGUGACAGUUGAUAAUCCAGUCUUCUUUUCUUUUAAAUAAUAUCCAAGGAAAGAGACUUCACAUCCUCUUUAUUCAUUGUUGCAGUGCUUUUCUUAUUAUACAGGAAGAACCAGCGUCCUGUAGUUAAAAGCCAUUUCUUGUUUAUCCUUACUUGGGCUAGUCAGAAAAGAGCAAGAGAUUGAGUGUGUGAGGGAGGAACUUGUGGAAUGAGAGGUGCUCUAGUCUUCAGCAAACACAGAAGGUAUCUCAGUAGUUGAAGAAUUAAUUUGCUGCUUCAUAAAACCCAGCGCAAAUCCUCAUUUUCAGAAUGUGUUUGUCCUUCCUUUUUGUUUUGUUGGCCUCACUGAGUAGAACAAGCAAUACUCUCCAGUAACUAAUCAACCUCAACACUUUGCAUUUUGCAAGCACAGAUGAAAGACAGAACAUUUGUUUUUCUGUUUGUAUGUUUCCUUUUCUGUGUUUGUUUCUGUCUUCCCCACCGUGUGUGUGUGUGUGUGUGUGUGUGUGUGUGUGAGAGAGAGAGAGAGAGAGAGAGAGAGAGAGAGAGAGAGAGAGAAUGAAUGAACACAAACCUUCAUCUCUUGGCACAAAACAGGCUUAAACAAUGAAGUCUUUGAAACCUCUUUUUCUCUCAAUAUGAUCUGUAAUUGCCCCCAUAUUCAUGCAGGAAACUCCCAAAAUAUGACAUUUGUAAAAGAAGGUAUCUCUAGCAACUCUGCUUAGUAAGCAGCAUCUUUGAUUUUGUAUUGUUUUAAAGCAAAUGUUUCCAGAAACAUUUGGGAUAGCAUUUUGUGCUUUUCAGCAAUUAUGUCCCUGGCAAGUUUCUAAUGUAGACUCUUCUGGCACAGUUUGAAUGCACACUUUUUACAGAAUACAUAGCCAGAUUUUUGUUGUUUUAUAGCCGUUGCUCUGGGAAAUGCACUUGCUGCUUUUAUUUCCUAGUCAGUGUCCCGAGUAUAGGGAGGGCACCUACCUUCAGCUCAUAAGAGGAGCCAAUUGGAUGAAGUUACUCAAGGAAAAGAUCACCCCUUUCUCCCUGUUUUAACUCCGAUAGGGAGCACCAGGCUUUCCAUAGCAAAAGUGAGAAAAGAAACAUGAAGAUCACCUGCAAGUUUCAAUUUGUUGGCCUGGCGCCAGUCCAGCAUCCCCAGACCAAAUUCUCCCAGCAGGCGCUCUGGAAACAGAAGCAAAUUUUAGGUUAUUCUGAACACUUUUUCAAACUCUGCUUGUAUAACUACCUGGAAAACUUUUAGUAGCUGUGUAGUAAAACUGGGACUUCUGAUACUAACCAUGGGCGGUGGGGCUGCUCAUGUGAAGCACCAGAAUCGAGGCCAGUCCUGGCGCUGCCCUGCUGGGUAGCCCAAGUUCUCACCUCAGAAUAUGACCUAGGUAGAAGGGCGCAAGUGUACCUUUCUACCCUCGUCCCCAGUCACGUGCUACUGCUCGCAGCAUAACUCAGCUCGUGUGCUGCGCAGGUUGCUGAGCCUUCAAACUAAUUUUGAUCCCAUGCAGGGAGGCAGGGAGGAGCCUGCCUCCCUGCCAGCCCUCUCCUCACCAGUGUUUUCAGUUGUUUGAAUGACCUUAAAGUGUGUUUCUCCCUCUACCACUUUCCAGUUUCCAAUAUGAUGUCCAAAUGGUGUCUUUGGAACCUAGUUCAGCUCUUUUGGACUAAUUACAAGACAUAUGGGAAUAGACUUUAUGCUAAAUGGUAACUAACUCAGUUCAUAGGAUGUUGCACAAGAAUGUGUACAUUUUUAUUAAGGAAAGAGAGUGGCCUUUUUCUAGACUUCACUUCAUACUGAAAAUAAAUUUUGUUUUCCAUUGAACCCAAGAGUUAGUGCUGCCUAAUUUCUGCCCUAGUCCCUGUCAUUUCUUUGGCAGGAAAUGGCACAGCUCUAAGAUAUAAAGUGUCUCCUUUACAUUUUCUUCUUUGGGUCAAAACAUAAUCAGAUCCAAUCUUCCUAAGCCUCUACUUGAGUCACAUAUAAAGCCUCCUUUAAGGGGAAAAACAUUCACAUUUUUUUCUUCUUAAAUUCGGCUUCCUUUCCAUCCUAGAACAGACUGCCAUUGGAUGUCUUUGAGAGCCCAAAUGCUUGUGUAUAUAAAGUCGUUUGGAUCAUGUGAUCCCAUAGUUUAAUCAGCUAUGAAUGAUUGAUUGAUUAAGUGCUGUCAAGUCGGUGUCGACUCUUAGCGACCACAUAGACAGAUUCUCUCCGGGAUGCUCCAUCUUCAACUUGGCCUUUAAGGUCUCUCAGUGGUGCAUUCAUUGCUUGUCAUAAUGGAGUCCAUCCACCUUGCAGCUGGUCAUCUCACCUUUCCUUUCCUUCAACUUUUCCCAGAAUUAUGGACUUCUCAAGGGAGCUGGAUCUUCACAUAAUGUGUCCGAAGUAUGAUAGUUUGAGCCUGGUCAUAUGUGCCUCUAGUGAAAAUUCUGGAUUGAUUUGUUCUAGUAUCCAUUUGUUUGUUUUCCUGGCUGUCCUUUUGGUAUCCUCAAAAGUCUUCUCCAGCACCAAAGUUCAAAAGCAUCAAUGCUUUUUCUCUCUUGCUUCUUCAAAGUCCAGCUUUCUCAUCCAUAGAGUGUCAAGGGGAAAACCAUGGUCCAAGCAAUUCUAAUCUUUGUAGGUGUAGACACAUCAUGGCAUCUAAAUAUCCUUUCCAAGGCCUUCAUUGCAACCCUUCCAAGUGCUAGUCUGCAGUGUAUUUCUUGACUGCUGGAUCCUUUACUGUUGACGGUCAAUCCUAAAAGGCAGAAGCUAUUCACCACUUCAGUGUCUUCAUUGUCAAUUCUGAGGCUGGUUGCUGUAUCCAUUGGCAUUAGUUUAGUCUUCUUUACAUUUAAUUGUAGUCCCAUUUUUUCACUGUGCUCCUUAACUUUCAUUAUUAGUGCUUGCAGAUCAUCCGCAUUCUCAGCUAUCAGAGUGGUAUCAUCAGCAUAGUGCAGGUUAUUGAUGUUUCUUCCUCCAACUUUGAAACCACGCUCAUCUUCUUCCAGUCCAACUUCUCUCAGUAUAUGUUCAGCAUAUAAAUUGAAUAAAGAAGGAGAAAGUAGACAGCCUUGUCUUACUCCUUUUCCAAUCUGGAACCAGUCUGUUUCACCAUGUUCUAUCUGGACUGUGGCUUCCUGUCCUGUGUAUAGGUUUCUCAUGAGAACAAUGAGAUGUUCUGGGAGGCCCAUUUUCUGAAGGAUAUUUCAUAACUUGACAUGGUCGACACAAUCGAAGGCUUUUCUAUAGUCAAUAAAGCACAUAUUAUCUACUUUCUGGUAUUAUUUGGCUUUCUCAGUUAUCCAACGUGCAUCAGCAAUAAUGUCUCUUGUUCCUCUGCCUUUUCUGAAACCAGCUUGAACAUAUGGCAUUUCUCUCUUUUCACGUAGGGCUCUAAUCUGCGCUGGAUGAUCCUGGGCAUUAUUUUGCUAGCAUGUGAAAUUAAGGAUAUUGUGCGAUGAUUUGCACAAUCUAUUAAGUUUCUUUUUUUUGGUAUGGGUAUGUAGACUGACCUCUUCCAAUCUGUUGGCCACUGCGUCUUUCUCCAAAUUUGCUGGCAUAGUUUGGUUAGAGCCUUGACUGAUUCUUCUUCUGUUGCCUGCCAUAUUUCUGAAGCUAUUCCAUCAAUUCCUGUAGCCUUCCGACUUGGUCAUGACCGGAGUGCUGAUCUAACUUCAUCUUCCCGUACUAGAGGUUCUUGCAAGUACAGAAUAUCUUCUAGAGUAUCUUGGAUGUUGACGUCCUUGCUGUACAGCUUAUCACUAUACUCUUUCCAUCUCUGUUUGAUCUUCUCUGAAUCAGUUACUAUCUGUCCUUUGGCAUACCUUAACAUAGCAAUUCAGGGUUGGAACCUCCCUCUGAAUUCAGAGAUCUUUUGGAAAACUUGUUUUUCCAUGUCUAUUUCCAUCCUCAAAGUCAUUGUAGUACAGAUGUCAUUGUAGUACUGCUCCUUGUCUCUUCUAACAGCUUUCUGAAAUUCCCUAUUAAGUUCCUUCCUAAGGUCUUUCAGCCACCUAAUGGCACAGCGGGGAAAUGCUUAACUAACUAGCAGAAGGUUGCCAGUUUGAUUCUUGGUCUUUGGCAGUCUCUUUUCACAUUCAUCCUUAAUCAGCUAUACAUAUUAAAUAAUGUUAAUCAUAGACCUCUAUCACAUAAAAUAUACUCAUUCUGAAGAGACAAGGUUGACAAUUUCUGUUGCCUCCUUCUUUAGCUGUGCAAAUGGCUCUUGUUGUCUGGUACAAAAUACAUUUUUCAACAUAGAUUUAAUGAGUGGAUGGAAGGAUGUGAAAAAGAGACAGGAAGAUGAAGAGGAUUUUUUAAAAAAAUAUCCCCAAUAGAAGUAUACCGUAUACUGUUGAACCAGUAUGGUAUAGCAGUUAAAGUGUUAUACUAGGGCUGUGGGGGCCCAGGUUCAAAUCCUCACUCAGCCACAAAGCUCACUUGGGUGACCCUGGGCCAGUCACUACCUCUUAGCCUAACCUACCUCAGAAAUAGGUGUUGUGAAGAUAAAAUGGAGAAGGUGAACCAUAUACCUUGAGCUCCUUGGAGUAAAGGUAAACUAAAAAUGUUGUUAAUAACAAUAAUGUAGCUAAAGGAUAAAGCUAUUUCUACUGAAUAACUGCUGUAUAAGGUGUUUACAUAGGAACAUAGGAAGCUGCCUUAGACCAUUGGUCUAUCUGGCUCAGGUUUGUCUACACAGGCCAGCAGCGGCAUCUCCAAGUUUGCAGUCUCUCUCAGCCCUAUCUUGGAGAUGCCAGGGAGGGAACAUUGAACCUUCUCUCCCCAGCGUGGCCAUAUCCCCUAAGAGGAAUACCUUACAGUGCUCACACAUGUAGUUGCCUAUUCAAAUGCAACCAGGGCAGACCCUGCUAGCAAAGGGGACAAUUAAUGCUUGCUACCACAAGACCAGCUCUUGUGGUAUCUGGUCUAUAUAAAAGUUGCCAGGUUCCAAUAUAAAAAUUGCCAAGUUGCAACUGUAUAAAAUUAGGAUCUUUUUAGUUAUACAAGCUUGCAAAUUAGAUAUCAAAUUUUGUGAUGUUGGAUUGGGAGAGGGACUGUACAGUGUCUGCAGGCACAAAGGUGCUAUUUAGGCUAAAAGAUCAAGAACACAUUUAUUUAAUUACACAGAAUUGAAUCUAAGUAGAAAUAAGGGCUUUUGAUCUCAGGUUUUCAACUGCUGCCUAAUUUUAUGCUCCUUUUUGUAUAUAUACUGUAGCUCUAAUUUUCUUGUAUAGAUUUGCCAUUGACUUCUGCAAGUGGAGGUUGCUUAUAUUAACAUUCCAUUUUUGUUUGAUCAGGCACCAUAGCCUGUAGUAUACAUUAGUCUGUUCUCGAACAGUGGGAUAUUUUGGGCUGCUGACUCAUAGAAUUCCCUCUUCCCAGCGCUUGGCAUUAGACAUUAAUAUCCUAACCAAACAAUUCUAAUUUUAGCUGGCUUUUUUGUUUCCCGCUUCUGGCAUUUUUUAGUCAAAAGUAAUUUUUUCUCUUUUAUUUCCCACUGUCCUUCACUCAGGAAGUGUCUGCUGCAAAAGCAGAGAUGAAAGGGAAAAUAGACUCCAGAUGCCAGUUACCUUUUAAAACUUUUUUUAUGCACAUGAAGUAAAAAUGUACAAUAUUGUCCAGGUAUUGUACACAAGUCUGUCAGCUUGCUGCUUCCAUGAUAAAAGAAUAUUUAAUACAAGUAAUUAUUUUUAUUUCCUUGUCUUGGAAUACAAAUAGAUCCUAAAUGGCAUUUAACUGGUGUAUUUUCUUCACAGUAGAGAAAAUUUGAAUAUUGUUAAUAUAGCAUUGCAGUUAUUAAGGAAAAUUCAUGUAUCAUACAAUCACAUUUAUCCAGCAAGCACUAUCAUACAAUUAAAAGUUUAGUUAAAUAAGAUGACAUUUGCCACUUUGUGCAUUUAGCCAUAUAGGAGACUGGUAAUGCCCUGCUAAAUGGUAAGAAUAAUUUUAUUAGACAGGCAUCCUGAUUUUUUUAAACAUGAAGAAAGUAGGGGACUAGUGCAAUCAUCCUCAUGAUAAACAACCAGCUUGUCAAGUCCUUAUAUACCCGUUCUGCUAAAUCACUACUGUCAAUUGCUACCUGUAUUCUCCUGUUCUUGUAAAGCUAUACAGAAUUCUUGUAGUUAUUUCAGUGUUAUGCAGCUAUACAGUAUACAAUCAAGCAAUUCAAGGAUCUCAUCAGCUUUACGAGUAUGAAUUCUAGCCUUUCUUAGAAAUUGUGAAAUACAGAAAAACAUUAGUUGUUUUAUUUCAUAUGUAUCUGCCAGGUAAUACCACAUAUAGACAAUACACUGUAAUAUAGCUGUAAUACUGCAUGCAUUAACAUUAAAAUAAAUGCAGUGCUUCUACUGAUUAUCAAAACAUUCCAUUGACUACUUUAACUGAAAGCUACUGUAGUAUGAAGCUUAAAACCACAUGAGUAUUCCAGUGCACACGUGAGGUUCCUGGAAACCUCAUGCACUUUUGCCUUUACUGUGGUGUUAGAAGCAGCACUAUAAAAAGCUAUCCCUACUUUGCAGUGAAUUGAAGGAAUCAUACUGAUCUGGACUACUAUAAGGAUUAUUGUGAAAAUGUGCAUGAAGCACUUGGGUAAGAUGCUAUAGUAUGUACAUAUUAUCCCAUUUCUGAGCUAAAGCACCUCGGAGAGAACAGCACUGUGCCUUCGGUGUGCUUAAAGUCUACCUGAGUCUACCUGUCAUGGGUUCAGGUUUUUCUACAGAAUUUUGUGAGUCAAGGGUUGUAAAGAAAAACUAUUCAGAAGUAUCUACCUCAGUCCCCCUCAUCCUUAGCAUGGUUGGGUCAUAGACACUGAGCCUGGGAGUUGCUUGCCAUCCUGAUCCUUCCUCUUAUAGAUUAGCUAUCUAAACUGGGCUAGUAGGCUCCAGAAGGUUAUGGAGCCAGCAAACCCGUCACUUCAACUUGUGCUGCAGCUGCCAAGGGGCUACAGCCUCUUGGCAAAGUUUCCUCUCCAAGUUGUGUACCUGCUUCUGCCCUUGUAGUGCAGUUUCUUUUCUAGGGCAGGGGUGGGUGGAGGAAAGAAAGGCAGGCAGGCAUACCUGGGCAGAUAUAGUACCCUUUGAACCAAUGUACUGUUCAUCUGGAAGAACAGAUAAGAAAUCAGACUCAUUACUUCUCAUAUGGAUUUUUAAACCAGAGUACAUUUGGUGAAAAGGAGAGAAGGCAAUACCUUUAGCUUCCAAGUGAAUCCCAUUUGCUUAUAAGCCACAAACAGGAAGGCUGCAGUGUUCACAUUCAAUAAAAGGAACCUGCACUUGUGUAGAAAUGGCACGUUCUUUCCAUUAGAGGGCAGAAACAUGCCUAGAUAGACGUUGAAACGGGGGGGGGGUUUGCGCACGCGUGUGCACAUGUGCACUUUAUGUUCUCUCUACCUUAGUAUCUUGUGGAGAUGGUGUGGCUCAUGGCCCAUAGGACAUGCUGCGAUUUUUUAUUUUUAAAAUUCAGGUGUGUUCAGAGUAAGUUUGACUAAACCAAGGGGUUUUGUGCUGGUGCUUCUGUUUUUUGUUUUUUUAAAUCAUGGAAUAACUAGUACUAAUCAGCAUUUUUUAAAAAAAAUUACGAAACUUAAUCUUUAGCAAAAGCUAAGAGGAAAGGAUGGGUAGUGGAUACUCUGCUUUACUUGUAGAAACUUUUUAAAGGACAUUUCUUUGACUGCUAUAUAUGCCUGUAGCAAUUUUAAUGCAAUCAUGUACUUCUAUAUUUCUGUAUAGCAACUCUGAAUGUCAGCGGUUGGGGAAGCAAACAGUGGAGGAGAGCUGUUGCCUCCAUGCCUUGCUUGAGCUAUCUGAUUGGCCCCUGCUGGAAACAGGAUGCUGGAUUAGGCGGACUAGAUGUCUGGUCCAGCAGGGCUUUUUCUUAUGUUUUUAAAUCAAUCAAUAAAUUCUUCCUGGUUUCAACAAAAA
Messenger RNA from Hemicordylus capensis (graceful crag lizard), 12219 nucleotides. It is a transcript of the gene ARHGAP26, whose product is annotated as Rho GTPase activating protein 26. Gene Ontology annotation, biological process: signal transduction. Lineage: Eukaryota; Metazoa; Chordata; Lepidosauria; Squamata; Cordylidae. The coding region runs from base 763 to 2868 and encodes 701 amino acids. Gene Ontology annotation, cellular component: cytoplasm. Gene Ontology annotation, molecular function: protein binding; GTPase activator activity. The transcript has 22 exons. The record is from RefSeq and is a predicted model, not a curated record.